Messenger RNA from Xenopus laevis (African clawed frog), 3346 nucleotides. RefSeq names its product double PHD fingers 1 S homeolog (gene dpf1.S). NCBI's taxonomy places the organism in Eukaryota, Metazoa, Chordata, Amphibia, Anura, Pipidae. The transcript is spliced from 13 exons. Gene Ontology annotation, biological process: nervous system development. Gene Ontology annotation, cellular component: nBAF complex; nucleus. The coding region runs from base 248 to 1480 and encodes 410 amino acids. The record is from RefSeq and is a predicted model, not a curated record.
CCUGAAUUGCAGUGGACACACAACCUUCCUCUGGUGCCAAGGCUCCAAUUUAUUUCCCUGCAGUGGAUCCACAUCUUAGCGGACCUGCAAUCAAACAAAAUCAGCCUCCCAGACUUGUCCAUCGCAAUGCACCCUGGGAAAUGUAGUGCAGCUGUCGAAGCAUUUUCACACUGGCCACGAUCUCAGAACUACAACUCCCAGUUUCACCCUCAGCACGGCCUUUCAUUGGCUAUUGCGUGCAGAAUGAAUGAAAUUGUACAGUAUUGUGAUAUUAGAGGGGCUGCAGUGUUCCUGCCUAAUACCCAGCAGCACCAUGAACACAGCCCUCCACAACCCCUUAAAAUCGCUGGGAGAAGACUUUUACAGAGAGGCGAUAGAACAUUGUCGAAGUUACAACGCCCGGCUGUGUGCAGAGAGGAGCAUGAGACUUCCCUUCCUGGACUCUCAGACUGGAGUGGCCCAGAAUAACUGCUACAUCUGGAUGGAGAAAACACACAGGGGUCCAGGUUUGUCUCCAGGGCAGAUCUACACAUAUCCUGCUCGCUGUUGGCGGAAGAAGAGGCGGUUGGAUAUCUUGGAGGACCCUCGCCUAAGGCCCUGUGAGUUUAAACUUGACUAUGAAGUACCCAUGAAGAAGGAAAGUAGUUUGCCUGAGGGUCCAGUCCUAGAAGCCUUGCUGUGUGCUGAGACAGUGGACAAGAAGUUGGAGCUCAAAGAGGAAGAGGCUGUUAGUGACUGUCAGAAACCACAGAUUGGGGAGAUCCCUCAUGAGCUGGAGGGAGAAGACCUUGAUGAUGAUACCCCAAAACGCAAGAACAGAACUAAAGGAAAGGCCUGCGGAAUUGGAGGCAUGAAAAAAAGACAGGACCUCUCAACUCUAGAAGACAGAGACAAACCCUACGUCUGUGACAUUUGUGGGAAGCGUUAUAAGAACCGUCCUGGACUGAGUUACCAUUACACACACACCCACCUGGCUGAGGAGGAGGGAGAAGAGAAUGCGGAGAGAUAUCUCAUACCAUUCCAUAGGAAAAAUAACCAUAAACAUUUCUACAAAGAACUCAAUUGGGUCCCUGAAAUGCAACCAAGACACACAAUUAAGAAAGCUCCUGAUGGGUCUGUCAUUGCCAAUGGCUAUUGUGAUUUCUGCCUAGGAGGAGCAAAGAAGACAGGAUGUCCAGAAGACCUCAUUUCCUGUGCAGACUGUGGGCGCUCUGGUCACCCCUCCUGUUUACAGUUCACAGUUAAUAUGACUGCUGCUGUCCGGACUUAUCGCUGGCAGUGUAUUGAGUGCAAGUCCUGUACUCUGUGUGGAACAUCGGAGAAUGAUGAUCAGCUUUUAUUCUGUGAUGACUGUGACCGAGGAUAUCACAUGUACUGCUUGAGCCCUCCAAUGUCUGAGCCUCCUGAAGGAAGUUGGAGUUGUCAUUUGUGCCUGAGACAACUGAAGGAGAAAGCAUCAGCUUACAUAACCCUGACCUAGAGGGAUGCAGAGCUAUGAGAACAAAGAAGCUUUCAUUGCGUCUCCCAGCCUGGCCCUGUUCAGUACCAGAAUUCCCUGCUUCUUUCACAUCAAGACUGUUUUCCUGACCUGUCUUCUAGCCAAUGUGGGUUCAGACUAGCUUUCAUAGAUCAGCAGUUUAAGUGUUGAAGAGAUACAGACCUUUCAGUUUUUUUAUGAUAGAUUCUGCCACCAUCUUUUCUAUGUAAUAGAUUCAUAAACAUAAGUACAAGGAUAUCCUUCAUAUUGUUGCCUUGCAGGCACCCCAAAUGCUUAUUAUCGGUACAGUUGUUUAUCUUGCUGUAAGUACAGUGUGGAGAGAGUGUAUCCCAUUGUGUGUGCAGCAUUGAAUCCAUAAAUGGGAGCUACCGUAUUGCUUAUCCCUGCUCAAAUGAGCAAUUCAUGAUAGACAAUAGAAGCCACCCUUGGGCCAAUAAUAACUGGUGCUGCUGCAUUUGUCUCUGUGGACUCGUUGAUUUACUUUAGUGAAAAGAUGCAGAAUGGUUGCUCGCACAAGGUUCUUUGUACUGUUGCUCUGCUAUAACCUGAAAGAUAAGCCUCCUUUUUCCCUUUCAUUUAUAUGAAUAUACAGUAUUUUAUUGUGCAGUCAGACUGUGAUGUCACAUGUAUUUAUUUUUAUUUUAUAUUUUUGCAUUGUUUCUUCCUAGCCUGAACAUUCUGGGUGCGCCCUUUCUCGUACUCUUUCAUGUUCUCACUGCUUCGUUCAUUUUCAUUUCUUUCUUUCCAUACAUUUCCUGCCAUGAUUAUUACUGACCAUUUCUUUCCUACUUCCAAAUUCCAAAACAAGCAGCAGUCGCUGUCUUCCAAGAAUUGCACCCAUAAUUGAAUUUGUUUGCUGCUAAAGAGUCAUUUGCAUUGGAACCAUGUCGAAGAAGCAUGUGGAUAUGAUUGCAUAAAUAGGGUCAUUUAUAUACAGUAUCACAUAGAAUACAUUUUGCAGAGUAAUGGACGCAUGGCUGCACAUACCAUUUACACAACUCCUGGUACUGGGCAGUAUUAAAGGGCAUGUAAAGGCAAAAAAAAAAAAUACCAUUUUUACCCCCCUGUGACCAACUUUGAAAGCAUAAAUCAUUUGUUUGAUUAGGCUUGUGGUGCAGUAAGUUCAUGUUUAUGUUUAGUAUACAAAAUACAGCAUUUUUAGCCUUAUUCUAUUUUAGACUUUACAUGCCCUUUUAAGAACAAGGGUGAUUGUGGAGCAUAGUGUAGUUGCUACAGUGAUAUAUCGGAUUAUAAUGCAUCACUUGUAGAUCAUCAUGGAGGUUGCUGCGGCUCAGUGUAUAAGACCCAGGAUAUAUGAACCUGUUUUUCUAAAAUGUCAGCCUUCCCUUUUCUCAUUUUCAGCAUUUUGCUUUCUUUCCUUCUGUUUGGUACCAGAUGGAAGUGUUAAAGGUUCAUUAUCAGAAAAAAUGACAGGGCAACGAUAAACUAUGAUUUGCUCUAAUUUGAAGCAGAUAUAUUUUAUUGUUUGUAAAGCAGCAGCAAUCCCAGCUAAAAAUAUUCUGCACGGCCAAGGUUGAUGUAUAAUAAAGAAGAGUAAGUGGGUGAGCGUAUUAAGGUGUUGGAUGUCGGAUAUACUGUACCAAACAAAUGAACCAAUUUUAUACCAGCCAAACAAUUUAAAUAAUGUGCAGCCACAGCAAGUUUAAAUGUGUUAUUUUCAAGUUCAUUGCUGUAUGCAAUCCAGGGUUAUAGGUUGAUUGUUGUCUUGUAUUAGCGAUAAUCAGUGUCUUAAAGGGCAUAUAAAGGCAAAAAAAAAAAUAAAAUCCCAUUUUUAAUUUCUUUAAUGAAAAAGAAACCAUCUCCAAUAUACUUUAAUUAAAAAAUGUG